This is a messenger RNA of Ogataea philodendri, 1074 nucleotides long. RefSeq lists its product as uncharacterized. The transcript has a single exon. Gene Ontology annotation, biological process: fatty acid metabolic process. Gene Ontology annotation, molecular function: fatty-acyl-CoA binding. The record is from RefSeq and is a predicted model, not a curated record. Bases 1 to 1074 code for a protein of 357 amino acids. NCBI's taxonomy places the organism in Eukaryota, Fungi, Ascomycota, Pichiomycetes, Pichiales, Pichiaceae.
AUGUCUGAUUCCAUCGACAGGGUCUUUGUGAAGGCCAUAGCGACCAUCCGAACAUUGUCCACACGGUCUCCGAAGAGUUCGCUUCCCCGUCCGCCGCUGUCCAACCGUGUCAAGUUGUACGGACUUUAUAAACAAGCUACAGAGGGAGAUGUGACCGGGCUCAUGGACAGACCCAUUGGCUCGCGACCGGAAGACGAGGCCGCAAAACGCAAAUGGGACGCCUGGAAACAGGAAGAGGGCGUUUCUCGCACGGAGGCAAAAAGACAGUACAUUUCGUUCCUGAUAGAGACGAUGAGAACCCAUGCCAACGAGUCUGUGGAGGCUCGGGAGCUGCUGAGCGAGCUGGAAUAUCUAUGGGACCAGGUGAAAGACCAGCAGUUAUCGCCCACGUUUGCGGAUCUUGCUCCUGAGCCACCGUUUGCGGCACGAGCACAGUCUCCGGCACUGUCGUUGUACAGACUAACGUCUUCUGGAUCGAACCCCAACAUCGUGCGGCCGGUUUCGCGGAUUUCCAUGGCGAGCGGAUUACAGAUGACGGAAAAGACACACGCACCAACGAUAGGACAACGGACAAUAAGUGGGAACGGGACGAGCGAACCAAUGACGAGAAACUACGAGUUUGUCAAGUGGCAGAACGAUAUCAACUCCACUUUGAACCGCCUCAGCAGCGAUAUCGCCAGCCUGAAAACAAUCGGACUUAGUGCCCAUCUCCAGGAGUCUCCAAAUGGCCACAGAAACAGACCGCGGAAAGAUAGGUCCCGGAAGCCGGUUUCUGCACGGGUCCGCCAACUGGUUGUGCUGGCCAUUGUUCGGCUGUUUCGCGUGACAAAAGGACUUGUGAAGCAGGCUGCGGUCGAUCUGGUUGUAGUUGCAAUCUGUCUUGGGGUGCUUCAUAAUCUGAACCUGGUGCAGGGAUGGGGCUCUGGCCAAGGGCUAGCCCAAUCUUUAAUCAACAGCAAAGAAACUAUAGCACGGGUUUUGCGGGCCUUCUACGAGACAUUUUUGAACCAAAAAACGAAAUUAACAACAACCCCUGGUCACCAGAUUGUUCACGGGUCUAUGGUGGCUGUUUAG